GGGCGGGGACUGGUCGGGCACCGCCAGCUGGGGCCGGCCGGGCGGGGAGCGCGCUCUCUGUCCAGCGCACGCCGGCUCCUCGCGCCCCUGCCCGCUGCCCGCGGCCCGCUGCCCGCCCGCCAGGAGGAGGCGCCCGGCCCGCCACCGGCCCACGCGGGAGGGCGGCGCGCACCCCGCCCUGGCACGCCCGGCCGCCUCCGGCCCAGGCGGCGCGGCGACAGUUCGGUCAGCGGAGGGCGCCGCCGGGGCCACCAGCCGAGGCGCGGUCCAGCCCCGAGCGCCCCCGGCCGCGCGCGGACCCUGGCGCCGGGGUUCCGAGGAUCAGGAGCUGGAAAGCAGCACCUUCCCUUCCUCUGAGCCCUGCCUCCUUCUGCAGGACCGAGCUGCGCAGAACCUUGUUGUUCAGCCUUUUGCUCUGGAAGGAGAGAAGCAGAGGAUGAGGACCUCGUAGGGCUGCGGCUGGCCGUGGCUGUGGCCUGGACUUUUCUCUGAAGGAUUCAAGGUGACAAUGCAGGGGCAGGGGGAGAAAAUAAUGAAUGACAAAGGAAAAUUAAUGUUGUCAAUGCUGAUUGUGUCAACUGUGAUUGUUGUGUUUUGGGAAUAUAUCAACAGCCCAGAAGGAUCUUUCUUGUGGAUUUAUCACUCAAAAGACUCAACUGGUGACAGCAGCCCUCAGAAGGGCUGGUGGUUUCCGAGCUGGUUUAAUAGGACCCACAAUUACCAGGGAGAAGAAGAAGAGGAUAUAGAAAAAGGAGGGGCAAAGAAACAAAGAAAGGAAGACGAGGAUGAAGAGCUUCACCUGUGGGACUGGUUUAAUCCAAACAAUCCUUCCCAUUCAAGUAACCAGUCUGGACACUGGAUUUCUGACUUCUUCCUAGAAGAUGUGGUCAGUGAUCUUGCAGCUGAGGAGCAUGCAGCAGGAGGACCACCCAUGGGGACCGCCAAGAUUAAAAAGAGGAAACGCCCAGAGGUUUUGACAGUGACAGAAUGGAAGGCACCGGUUGUAUGGGAAGGCACUUACAACAGAGCCAUCCUGGAAAAUUAUUAUGCCAAACAGAAAAUCACUGUGGGGCUGACGGUUUUUGCUGUUGGAAGAUACAUUGAGCGUUACUUGGAGGAGUUCAUAAUAUCUGCUAAUAAGUUCUUCAUGGUUGGCCAUAAGGUCAUAUUUUACAUCAUGAUAGAUGAUGUCUCCAGGAUGCCUUUGAUAGAGCUGGGUCCUCUGCGUUCCUUCAAAGUGUUUGAGAUCAAGCCUGAGAAGAGGUGGCAGGACAUCAGCAUGAUGCGUAUGAAGACUAUUGGGGAGCACAUCUCAACCCAUAUCCAGCAUGAGGUCGAUUACCUUUUCUGCAUGGACGUGGACCAGGUCUUCCAAGAUCAUUUUGGUGUGGAGACUCUGGGCCAGUUAGUGGCUCAGCUACAGGCCUGGUGGUACAAAGCAGAUCCUGAUGAGUUUACCUAUGAGAGGCGGAAAGAGUCGGCAGCAUACAUUCCAUUUGGAGAGGGGGAUUUUUAUUACCAUGCAGCCAUUUUUGGAGGAACACCCAUUCAGGUUCUUAACCUCACCCAAGAGUGCUUUAAGGGAAUCCUCCAGGACAAGAAAAAUCACAUUGAAGCUGAGUGGCAUGAUGAAAGCCAUCUAAACAAGUAUUUCCUUCUCAACAAACCUACUAAAAUCUUAUCUCCAGAAUUCUGCUGGGAUUAUCAUAUAGGCUUACCUUCAGAUAUUAAAGCUGUAAAGAUAUCUUGGCAGAAAAAAGAGUAUAAUUUGGUUAGGAAUAAUGUCUGAUUUCAAAUUGCGCCAAUAGUUUUCUGAAUUUGAGAGAGUAUUAUUCUGGCUAGUUCCUCAGAAAAGUAACACUUAAUUUUAACUUAAAAAAAAUACUAACAGAACACCAACAUGGCAGACACAUACUAUUAUUCCUCCUUGUACUUUUGAGCCUUGUAAUAUGGGAGAAUUAAUCUAUGGUAAUCAGAUGUAAAUUCCCAGUAAUUUCUUAUCUAUUCUGGGUUUGGGGGAAACAUUAUUAGCUAAACCAAAAAGAAUUUGCCAUAGGCAAAGAAAAGCCAGAAUACGCUGUGUGUCAGAUAAUGUACUGAAGAAUAGUGUGCUAAGGGAAGUGUUUGGCAACAAGGUAAGUUGUGUGUGGAGGGGUGUCUGUCCCUUGGUUCCAGUGUCUUCCUGACUUUGAUGUGUCUGAAGCAACAUAGAGUUGAUUUGUAGCAGAAAAACUCUAGAAAGGACACCAUCUACCUUGGCAAUCCUCAAAGGCUUCAAAGCUGAUUGCCUCGGACCAUUUGUAAUCUAUUUUUUUUCUCAUCAGGAUACUGUUUGGCUUCUAUGCAAAAGAUUGGUAGAGAUUCCCAAUGGAUAUCAUGGUGGUGCAUGUUCAGAGUUCCAGGGAAUCUGAUGAGCCAAUGGGCUCAGCGUGACAUGAAAACAAAGCCUCAACAAUGAGUUUGCCAUGAAAUAGCAAAGAGAGGGGCUGACCACUGUGGGGCCAUGCUGCUCUGGAGGGACACAGGCAUGACGCUGGCACUUAAAUUACUCUGCAGAUGCAGGCACCAAACAGGAGGCAGUGUGGGUGAUUAUCAACCUCCUCAACACCAAAGAGCUAAGUGGAAGGUGCUUCUUGUGUUUCCCAAGUCAUAUUUGGCCUACUGGACUUGCGUCUUCGGCACCUUGGUGAGCUGAAGUGAAUGGUGUCAGAGAAGGGAAAGACCCACAGUGGACUGAAGAGGCCUGUGGGGACCAGGGCUCAUCAGAGAACAGUCUGCCAUUAGCUGGUCCAAGCACAUGUUCUAAACCUCAGGGUUCUUCAGCCUAUCAUGUCCUAACCUAAAGGGAUGACAUCAAGGAGUGGACUGGAGAAAAGUCUUCCUGUUGAGUGACCUCUCAUUUUCCCCUGCUCCAUCUGCACUAUGAAAGUGUAACAACCAGAUGUAUUUGACAAAAUGGUUAACUAUUUUAUAACAAAAGCACAAGGGGAUAGCAAUGGAAGACCCUGUCAUGACUGAACAGCUGAGCAUCAGUUCCCUCCUCUAGGAGAAGUGGCAACAUCCUACAUAUUAUAAGUUAAGCAAAUCAAUGUAAAGGAAGUUGGUAGGCCAUAUUUACAUAUGCACAUAUAUUUAUAUUUUGCUUGUGUUCCAGUUUGGGUCAUUUGUUCCAUUUUUAAGCGAUUUAUUUGAAGAGCCAUUGCACGGCUUGAUGCACAGCACAAGGGGAUUUGAUGAAAUGAAACCUACAUUUGCUCUACUAUUUCAUUGUGCCUUCAAUUGUUGCCAAAAAAUCACAUUCCAACAAAUACCAAAAAAUCCUGAAUUAGUGGGCUUUGAAAAAGAAAAUGGAGACCACACAUCAGUUAAGAAUCUUGCUUCUCUUUUAUUCAAGGUGUGUUGGAACCAGUCUAGAGUAGGGAGACUUAAUGGUUUAAGUCCUGAACCAAAGAAAUUAUCUAUCCUAAAAGUUUAGAGAAAAGGGCUGAAAGAAUUUUAAGGGAAUUUUUUGAUUUAAAUUCGCCUAAAUUUAAAUCCUCAAUGGACAAAUUCAAGAUCUCAUUAAUGAUAAUGCUUGAACACUUUUUAAUAAAAUUUCUGAUUUAUAAUUGAAUAAAUUAUUUUCUCAGUA
Messenger RNA from Sciurus carolinensis (gray squirrel), 3631 nucleotides. It is a transcript of the gene Ggta1, whose product is annotated as glycoprotein alpha-galactosyltransferase 1 (inactive). The record is from RefSeq and is a predicted model, not a curated record. Gene Ontology annotation, cellular component: membrane; Golgi apparatus; vesicle. Gene Ontology annotation, molecular function: hexosyltransferase activity. Bases 509 to 1789 code for a protein of 426 amino acids. The transcript is spliced from 10 exons. Gene Ontology annotation, biological process: carbohydrate metabolic process. NCBI's taxonomy places the organism in Eukaryota, Metazoa, Chordata, Mammalia, Rodentia, Sciuridae.